Xyrichtys novacula (pearly razorfish) is the source of this 7792-nucleotide messenger RNA. NCBI's taxonomy places the organism in Eukaryota, Metazoa, Chordata, Actinopteri, Labriformes, Labridae. The record is from the annotation of a GenBank genome assembly.
GCCUUCAAACAGAGUUUCAACAAAACCACAGGGGGAAGUGACUGAACUCAGAUCAACGAAGAGUGCGCUUGAAGGCAACAUGGGCUGGAUUCCGGACUUGUCAGUCGAAACCUGGACUUUAAUAGCAAUUGUCAUCACUCUCAUUGUAAUGUGAGUAUGCGACUAUGUUCACCUUUUCCAGCGCUUGGAGAAAAAUGACAACAGUCUGGAUUUAGACGAUGAUAAUGAACUCUGCUGUUUAUCUCAAAGACUUUCGGUUUCAGGGAUAUUUAGGAAGGGGUAUGAAAGGACUCUGAGCUCAUUUUGAUUUUCUUCGGUUAAGUUGUCGGCGAAAACAUCGAUGAAAUGUUCGAGUAAAGUCGCGUUGAGAACGGACUUGGCUCAGUGGGACAGAUGUGUUGCAACACAGUUAUCCAGAACUUCAAUUUCAUUUCUUCGAAAAACUCAGCUGGACACUUUUUUGUUUAUACCACUACUGGAGAGAUUAAUUUUAGGCUUAUUGGGACGAAACUGCAUAAUGAUUUAAAUAAAGUAGAAAAAAAUCAAGAACAAAAAGAUUAUUAAAGUAUAAAAUAUAAUCUGUAGCCUACUGGACAUCUUAACUUUUUAAAGUUCAAAAAAUUGCAGCUGAUUUGGCCCACUGUUGGUUAAAGAUAAAGACACAAAGUUGUGGUCUCUACACAGUAUACAGUUACAUAAUCAAAGCAAACAUGGCUUAGGGCAAACAUGGCCCCUUAAUGACCACAAUCCUACAAUGAAUUGAUAUGCCAAAAUAAGUAACUCUACAGAGAUGAUGAUAGCUCUAUUUAAGGUGGAUUUCCCAUUAAAAAAAAAAAACAAGAUUAGCAGUAUUUAUAUUAAGGUAUUAAAUGAUCAAAUACAUAACGUCUCAGCCCAUCAGCGCAGGUUCCAUCAAUCUUUCAGGGUCCACACCUCUCCCAGGUUUCAUAUUUUCUGUCCCAGUAGUCCACAAAAUUAAAUACAGCAACACACUUAAAAGCUGAGAAAAACUCCUGGAAAGGUAAGACAUUACUAAGUCUUCCCACCCGACAAUGCUGAGCAGAGGUCACUGUAUAGGCAAAACAGGCUAGAAGCCUGUGUGGGCGUGACCAGGGUGUGUAGAAGCUUUAGGUAUUUGUGUAAAGCUGAAAGUUUUUGUAAUGUGGAUUUGAAAGCUUUGCACACGUAUACAGGUUAUUUUUCCCUUUGACAAUGGCUCACUGGGCUUGUCGUCAGGUCAAAUGAGGAAAAAUUCAAUCUAGCACAUAGAGAGAUGUGAUAUAAAAAAGGGCUGGUUAAGAUAUAAGCUGUCAGAUAGACUGAGGCCACAUUAAAGGUCAAAUUUAAUGUAUGUGUAAAAAGUUUUGCAGUGGCCUUUAAAUUAAUAGAACUUUGUGACUUUAUGACUAGGACAGCAGAAAUGUGGCUAAUGUCAUGGUCAGACCUCUAUUUGAACUCAAUAAACAGAUUUCACUGCAACAUUUUGGCAUAUCAUCUGGAAAUAGUAAAUGCAUUCAAUUUACAGCCAGUCACUACAACCCUGUCUGGUCACUUAAGGUAAUUUAGACACAAAUAGCCUUAUAACAGACAGAGUGAACCUCUGUUGAGAUAAAUUAUCAUGUUGGCAAAUGUAGGUUACUUAAAUAAACAUAAUAUUGAGGACAAUUAAAUUCAGCAAUCGUAUAUUAAAAAUGAAAAAUAUGUGUGGAUGAAAUAAUGUUCAAAAUGAUUUAUUUUUAUUUUUUUUUGCUUUUUACCAUGGAACAUUCUCAGGAAGUGAAACAUUUUACUUUUUUAGAAGAAAGUGAUAAGGUUUAUGUGUGAAAAUAUCACAAGAGAUUAAAGUGAUCACUUUGUCCACAGGGGGAGCCAAAAUCAACAAUAAUCAGUCCAUUCUAUUGUCCGCUUAAACUGUAUCGUAGUGGAUUGAUCAUUUAGGAAGACAGAUAAAUUUGAGGGUUAGGGGGCUACAAUUCAUCCUUUCUGAAUAGUGUCUUUCAACACACUUUUGAUAGUUUUUCAAAGGCAGUUAAAGGGGUAUUUCUCCAAAUAAUAACUGACAAUUGAUUAAUGAUUAGCCCUUGAUCUGAUUGUUUCCUUUUUUAUUUAUUUAUUUUUUUUGUAUCAACUUAUUUUUAUCUUAUUGUACUUUGUUUCCUCAGAUAUGGAUAUGCACCAUAUGGCUUUUUCAAGAAAUUAGGCAUCCCAGGACCAAAACCUCUGCCAUUUAUUGGGACAUUUUUGGAGUACAGAAGGGUGAGACACUUUUGCUUGAGUGGUUCAGGUAUGAGGGAAGAUACUUUGCAGAAAAUGACUUUAUCUUUAUCUGAUUUUUUUUUCAGGGCAUCCACAUUUUUGACACAGAAUGCUUUCAGAAAUAUGGGAAGGUGUGGGGGUAAGUUGAUAUGCAGUGUUUUGUGAAGGAUGUUGCAAUAUACUGGUAUCUGCCACGCCCUUGCAGGGGUAAACAAAGAAAAAGACCCAAAAAGCAAAACAAAAAAUGAUUUAUUUAAUUAACGAAAUAAUAAGCAACAAAAACUUACUUUGAAUGUCUAACUGAAAAAUUCACAGGCAAAAGAAGCAAAAUCCAAAGAACCAAAAAUCACUGGGGACUCAAGCAUACACACACAUCAACAUACAUACUUACAAUUAACCAACAAGAGCAGAGGCAAAGAGAGAGACUAUAUACACACUGGGUAAUGAGCAACAGGUGAAACAAAGGAGACACAGGUGAAACUCGUGGAUGAUUAACGAAGGAGGGAAAACUAAGGAAGUGAAACUAGACUAGAAACACAAGGAAUCAACUACUACAAAAUAAAACAGGAACUGAAAACUAAUCUAAAGAAUAAAACACAGAGAACAUGAGGGAAACAGGGUCAAACACAAACUGAAAAAUCACAAGACUGGACUACAGAGGAACAGGAACAUUAGGGAACAGAAACACAGGGAAAAACCACAAAGAAAAUACACUCAAAUAACAAAACCAGGGAAAAGCUCUAAUCAACAGAACAUAUCAUGACAGUAUCAACAAUAACUGUCUUUAUAAGAAAAUAAAAUAUUGAUGUUGUACAAAAAAUAAGCAUACAGUCAUAAUGUGAGUUCAUAAUAGGGGUCCUGUUUGCAGCCUGCCACAUGUUAGAGAUUAAGAAGAGGCCACAGUGAGCUGAAUUGUGAUCCAAAAACAACAUUAGAGCUUCCGCCUUGUUGCGUUACUAAUCAAUGUAACAUUCACUCUUUAUGGACGUUCUAUUCCAUUCAGUUCUGUAACUUUCAAUCUUCUGGAGGAAGUAAAUAGAAUGUGAAGCAGUACAGUAUAGUAUAGUAGCACAACAAACAAUCAUCUCAUCAGGCUGCUUGCAUUUAUUAGUUAAGCUGAAGAAGUAAUUUGUUCCUGAUACUGAUUGUGUUGUUUUGUUUUCAAGUUUUCCAUAAAUGUGGCAAUAAUGUUGUUAUCGCCACAUUUUAUGGUCACAAUAAUCAUGAGGUGAAAAUCUGAUAUUGUGACAGCACUAAUAUCAAUGUAACCAAAUGCACUUUGGAAAUAUAACUCUCCAGGUUGUGCUGCUAAAUAACUCCACUGCCGUAGUUCUAUCACCCGAGAUAACACAACCAUGCUGAUAAUCUGUACAACACACAAUGUCACGAUACAGAGUUAAACAAAAUGGGAAAGGACCCAAAAUACAGAACAGGAAAAAAAAUGAUUUAUUUAAAAAGAAUGAAAUAAAAAAGCAACAGAAAGAGAAAAAUCCAAAAAGGCAAAAUCCACAAAAAAAAUCACUGGAACGAAAUCACAGGGAGCAACUGGGGACACAGGCAUGCGCGCGCGCGCACACACACACUGACAAACAUACAAUGAACCAACAAAUAAACAGGGGGAGGCAGGGACUGUAUAUAUAUACACACAAGGAAACGAGUAACAGGUGUGGCAAACGAGACACAGGUGCAGACAAUUACAAAGGAGCGAAAACUGAGGAAGUAAACAAGACUAUACACACAAGCAUGGAGUACUACAAAAUAAAGCAGGAAACACUGAAAACUGAUCUACAGAAUAAAACACUGAAACCAUGAGGGAAACAGGGUCAGACACAAACUGAAACUCACAAGACAAGGCUACAGGGGAACAGGAACAAUAGCGAACAGAAACACUAGGGAAAACACACAGAAGAAAAAGCACUCAAAUAAACAAGACGAGGAGAAAACUAAAUAACAAAACAUACUCUGACACACAACCUUGACUGCAAUGUUGCUUUUUAACAAAGUUUCUGCAAACUGUGAAAUCAAUUAUCAUCUAAUCAAAUGACUUGACAGGACCUAAAUAUUGUCUUCUUGUGUCCAACACCUAUUUUUAAUCGAAUGCUCCAAUCUUUCACUGAGUCACGACAGCAUUUGCUCUUUGCAUUUCCAGAUUGUACGAUGGCAGGCAGCCUGUGCUGGCUGUAAUGGACACAGCUAUGAUCAAAAUGAUCCUGGUCAAGGAGUGUUAUUCAAUUUUCACGAACAGACGGGUGAGGAAAAAACACUAUGAGGACAGUGUCAGAUUCUUCUUUUCAUUGUUGUGUUAAGAGCAUAAUAUAAAGAAGUUACCAUCUUUGUAUGUGUGUGGGUGUUGUUUAGGAUUUUGGCCUAAAUGGACCCCUGCGUGAUGCUGUUUCAAUAGUUGAAGAUGAGGAAUGGAAGAGGAUUCGCAGUAUAUUGUCCCCAUCCUUCACCAGCGGUCGGCUAAAAGAGGUGAAAAGCUACACUCCUUUUGUCUUUGUGCAUGUGUGCAGAAACAGGUUGGUCCUGUCUUCCUGCCUGUCGAUGCUUGAUGAUUUUCAUCUUUUGUUUUGUUUUUUUUUUCUUUUUGCUUUGGGACAGAUGUACAAGAUAAUGAUGCACCACUCAAAAAACCUGACCAAGUAUCUUCACAAGCAAGUAGAAGCAGAUGAAGUCAUUGAGGUCAAAGAGUGAGUGAUGUUUUUUUUUAAAUGUGAGGCACAUCUUAUCACAACCAUGUGACUAGUUAAGUUUUACUUUUCCCUUCUUUGUUUCCCACAUUCACUGAAUUAGAUGCCAUGUUUGACUUUGCUUGCAGAGUGUUUGGACCUUACAGUAUGGAUGUUGUGACCAGCACUGCCUUCAGUGUGGACAUUGAUUCCAUCAACCAUCCCUCAGAUCCAUUUGUGUCAAACAUUAAGAAAAUGGUCAAGUUCAACUUUCUGAACCCCUUGCUGGUGUUUUUGGGUAUGUCAUACAAUAUUCUGUCAUCACAGUGUCUUCCUUGUACUCCUCUACAUUUUAUCUUUUUUCAUUAUCUCUUUAUUUCAGUCCUGUUUCCAUUCCUUGGCCCCAUUUUCGAGAAGAUGGACCUGUCAUUCUUCCCUGCCGCAGUGUUGGAGUUCUUCUACACUUUUCUAAGGAGGAUCAAAGCAGACCGCAGUAAGAACGAACACAAGGUACAAGAAAACAAUCAUUGCUGGUUUGAUAGUCUUUCAAAGCUUUUACAAGGACAUAGUUUGGACAUCAAAUGUGUAUUUCUUCUUUUCUUGUCUUGUAGAGCCGUGUGGAUUUUAUGCAGCUGAUGGUGGAUGCUCAGGUUUCAGAGGACAACAAGGAGAACACAAACUCUGAGAAAAAAGGUCGGGCAGGCAUUCGUGUCAUGGUUGAAGGGUUAUUAACAGAAUACCUUGUGUGUGUACUGUGUGUGCCCUCCAGUAUUUUCCAACUUGCUGGGGCGUAAAAUUUUAAUCUCUUAAUGAAAUGUAUAAAAAUCAUUAGUAUUGUUUUGAAAGUUCCUUCCUUUGGGCUUCUUCUUUGCAAACAACAGUUAACUUUUGGAGUCGACAUAAAAAGCCAAGUUUUGGAUUAAAUACUAAAAUAUUUAAAUAUUUAUAAUACAGUGUUCUUGGCCUUUAUGAAUAAUUAAGUUAAGGUAUUUUUGAAGUUUUGUGGAUACAGUGCAGAGUAAAUGUGAGAUUGUUUCAACCCAAUCAACAUUAUUUGCCCGUUUAUAAAUCAGAGUCCAAAUCAGAUGUUGCAAGCUCUCACUUGGUUAAGUUCACGAUCUUAAUAAUAGACUAAUCACGGUGUGUUUUUGUUUUAGGCCUGACUGAUAAUGAGAUCCUUUCUCAGGCCAUGAUAUUCAUCUUUGCUGGCUAUGAAACCAGCAGCAGUACACUGGGAUUCACGGCCCACAAUUUGGCUACCAAUCCUGACAUCCAAAAGAAGCUUCAGGAGGAGAUUGAUGAAACCUUUCCAGGAAAGGUAACAUAGGUUUUAAUGUGUUUAUAUUUAUUCAGCAACAUUUUAUCUCUUUUCAGCCACUAGUUGUGUACUUUCAACUUAAGAUCAACCGUGACUUUUUACAGGUUAGACCAGACUAUGAAGCUCUGAUGCAAAUGGAAUACCUGGACAUGGUGAUUAAUGAGUCCAUGAGGCUUUACCCCAUUGCCAACCGUUUAGAGCGGGUGUCGAAGACUUCUGUUGAAGUGAACGGUAUCACCAUCCCUAAAGGAACCACCGUCAUGGUACCAAUUUACCCUCUCCAGCGUGACCCUGACCUGUGGCCUGAACCAGACGCCUUCAAACCAGAAAGGUACAACACUGAAUGAAUGUCAGGUGAAGGUCAGAUUUAACCAGAGUUAGGUACCUUGACUGACUAUCCUUAUGUUUCUCUUCAGGUUCAGCAAAGAGAACAAAGACAACAUCGAUCCUUAUUCCUUCCUACCGUUCGGAGCAGGGCCAAGGAACUGCAUAGGCAUGCGAUUUGCUCUCCUGAUGAUGAAGUUAGCCAUGGUGGAGAUCUUGCAGGACUUUAGCUUUGUCCCAUGCAAGGAGACAGAUGUAAGUUUGCUUUUUCAUUACCUGUGGUUGAAGGAUAUUUUGGUGCAUAGUUAAGCCUCUUUGAAUCUGAACUCUGGUAUAGCUGCUUUUAGACUAAUUACUUUUUGUUUUUCUCUAGAUUCCACUGGAGCUUGGCAUUGAUGGUUUUACUACACCCAAGAAUCCCAUCAAACUGAAGCUGGAGCCAAGAACCACUGAGUAGUCUUCAUCAAAUUAAGCCUGUUUCACACACUGACAACUUUCACUGAACCUGCUUUAAAUAACCACAAUAUUCUACAUCUCAUUGAACUUAUCGUCCUAACACUUUUACAACAAUUCAUACUGAACACUUUUUAUUAUGUAAAACCUAUCUAUAUUUCCAAAGACUUCUCUAUAUUGUGUUUUCUUUUCUAUAAACUGGUCUACAGCUGAAUGCGUUGAUGGAAAACUUAUUGAAUGACAUGACAAAGGUAAAGAAUUGUAGCCCAUAUUUACUAAAUGGUACACACGUGCAAUUUAUGGAACUAAAAUCACUAACUUCUGUCCUGGGCUCAGUUCUGCUAACAAAAAUAUGAAUUUUGUUUUUGUUGUAUUGACCUGCUUUUUGUUGUCUCCACAUGCAUCUCUGAAGGAUGCAUCCCUGGUAUUUUAAAUCUUUAGAUAAAUUGCAUAUUAAUGUGUCAAAUAUGUUAACUGCUCGCACUGGUAUAAUAUUGUGCUUCUGUUUGUUUUGUCUCCAUGUUGAAUGUGUUUCCUGGUUGGCUGUGCUCUUUGCUCCACAUUUCAUAAGUUGUGAAAGGUAUGUGGCGAGCUGAUUGAGCUGUGGAGGCAAUAAAAAUACUUCCUCACCCUCUUGUGCCCUUUGACUGACAUUGUACAGUGAUUUACUUCAUGUAUAAGUUUUAGUAUGAUUCAUUGCACUAAUAUGUUCAAAAUCAAACCUCAUAUGUGCCUUGUUUUUCUAAAGUGGAAUAAAAAUUAUUUCAUUAGA